ACAUCGGUCUGCUCCCCUCUCGACCUCCCCAAGAUUCUAGGGUAUGAGCGAACUUCACGACUCAGUAGCACACAAGUAUUCCCUCGCUGGUUUUCUGCCGGAGCAUCCAAUGGAUCUUCUGUGCAGCAGAUGCAGGAAAGUGCCUCGACAAAGGUGACGGCAUUCAGCCCAUUAGAAGCAACUAUCACCAAACCCAGACGCAGUCCAUUGACAUAUGAAAGCUUGAAAGUGAGGGUAACUGAGCUAGCUAGAGGAGCUACGUAUGUUAUGAUCCCAGCUCUGCUUUUCACGUCAAAGAAUACCAUUACCACUUCUCUUCUGGUCAUGCCAGUUUUCCAUCAAAUCUACAUGUUCCACAAGGAGAUCCUGCUGGACUAUGUCCACCAUGACGUUACCAGGAAGUGGGCUUUGAUCUACUUCAAGAUUCUUCUACUGAUCAUGUCUAAGGAUACAAUUGUCUACUUAGAUCUAUAUCCACCACAGUAGUUUCUACAGAGACGCACUGAACACCCAACAGGACACCAAAAUAUUGAAGAUAUACUAAUGGCAAACUGCUGGUUCUUCUGUUCUCAAAUACUAUAUCUUCUCUGUUCUUCUGAAAAUUGUGUCUUGCCAAGUAAUUUUCAGUUGGCCCUAAAUCCCUGCUAAGGUGGAAGACAGAUUUAUGCUAGCUUUGCAAUAUAAUGGUAAAUAUCGAUAAUGAUAUCUGUUUCAGUUUGAUUAUA
Molecule: messenger RNA, 725 nt
Organism: Sorghum bicolor (sorghum)
Lineage: Eukaryota; Viridiplantae; Streptophyta; Magnoliopsida; Poales; Poaceae
Product: succinate dehydrogenase subunit 4, mitochondrial
Exons: 3
Coding region: 130-486 (118 amino acids)
Biological process (GO): mitochondrial electron transport, succinate to ubiquinone; tricarboxylic acid cycle
Cellular component (GO): mitochondrial inner membrane
Source: RefSeq, a predicted model, not a curated record